AGGACAAGUUGCCGAUUAUAGCAGACACUCACACGGUGUUCCACUCCUUCAUUUUCCCUCCAAAAUUUCCCACGGCCCCCAUCACUCCCCCCACUAUUUUCCCUCCACCUCCAAAAACCCUAAUCUUUCACUCUCUCGCUCCCUCUCUUUCCCCAAUUGAUCGUCUUUCGCUUCUCACUUCCGCAUACUUCCUACCCCACUUUCGAUCGUUGCCAUCAAUUUUUGUUUUUCUUUUUUCGUAUUUUUUCCUUCUGAAAUUUCGAUGCUUUUUUUCUAGGGUUCCGGUGGAUUCUGAUCUGGUAUCCGAUAAGAGUUGAAAUGGGUUCCCUCUGGGACGGCCACGACGAAAUCAAGCCGAUGGAGAAAAACUCACUCGCCGACUGCGCCGAUACCGAGCCCAUUGAUACUCAGAUUUCAAGCCCUUCAUUGUCCGAUGAGAAGGGCAUAUCGAUGGAUGCGGAUGAGUUAGUGCGAGACAUUGUGCCGUCUGAUGAUACUGUUCCAGUUGAAGAUGCAUUUGAAACCCAAAUGGUAGAUUUUGGUGAUGAAACCCAAUUAAUGGAUUUCGCAACCGAAACCCAAGUAAUGGAUUUUGGUGGCGAAACCGAAGUAUUGGAUUUUGGUGGCGAAACCCAAGUAUUGGAUUUUGGUGGCGAAACCCAAGUAUUGGAUUUGGGCGGGGAAACACAAGCGAUGGAUUUCGGUGGUGAAACACAAGCAGUGGAUUUCAGUGGUGAAACACAAGUGUUGGAUGAUAUCAACUGCUUUGCGAACAUGGAGGAUACUCAGUUAUUAGAGUUUGAUGAUGUAGUUGUCAGUGACAGUGAAGAGUCGGAUGCAACUGAAGUUUUGGAUGAUAGUAAGGAUCUAACUGACAAUGAAUCGGUACAGAGAGGUUCUGGUCAAUUAAUGAAUGAGGAGAAUAUUUGCCGCACUCCUUGUGAAAAUAGUGAAAAUGGGUUAACGGAGCAAGCCAAUCAUUUGAUCGACAAGCAACACAAUGCAGGGCUCCAUGUUUCUGCUGCAACACCUGUGGAUGACGGCUCCCCGGAACUGGGACCAGGUUCUGUGCAUAUGCAAUUUACCUCAGUCCAUGCAGCAUCCUUACAGGCCUCCGGUCUAGCAGCUCACAGUACAGCUUUGAAUGGUACCGACAGUGAGUCUCGUUCUGUUCCAAGUAAUAACCAAUCUUUGAAUCAACUUUCCGGGAAAGAUAAUGCAGUAUCUCUUUUAGGGGGUUCGACCAUAGAUGGGGAAGAAGUCAACGAGGAACAUGAUUCAAGGAAUGAGAACAAAUGGAGGACUGGUAGUUCAACAGCGAGAAAACUUUUUACUGAGUAUUCAGAUGCUGAAAACACGGAAAUUUCUCAUAACAGCGCUAGUGAUGAAGAAGCUGAAGAUUUGCUUCAGUUUCCUAGUAAUUUGGCAGGGUUGAGCUAUAUUGACUCUCAAGAACCAGGUGAAUUAUCACAGGCUAAUGCACUUGAUUUUGUGGAUAAAUUCCUCCAAAAUAAUCUUGAUGAGUCUAAUAAAGAAGUUGGCCAUGGAAAGAGUGCAAGGGACAAUUCAAGAUUUGUCUCAAGUGCAAAAGGGCCACAAACUUUGGCCAAGAAAGCCAAUGACAAAAGCAUAGAUAAAGGGAUUUUCGAUUGGGAUGAUAGCCGCGAGGAUGAAGAAGGAGGUGAAUUUUUCCGCCGAAGAAAAGCAGACUUCUUUGAUGGCAGAAGCCAUGGGUGGAGAUCUCUUCCCCAACCCCAGAAGUCCAAAGAAAAAAGACAGGAUGCGGAGAAGGAUCGCAAAAAACAAUUACAAGGAAAGAACAAGAGAAUAAGUGUAGUUCAUUCUGAUUCAAAACUAUUGUUGCAUAAUUCAAAAGUCGACAAGAAGACAGCACAUGAAGAUGAAAUGAAACAUAAAAAGAAUCUCGUCAGUGAGUUUGAUGAACAGUUUAACAAUGACUCCCCUAGAGAGAAGUUGGAUGCUAAUAUUAAUAAGAACGAUGCACCUGAAAUGAUGAAUGUAGGCUUUGAUACUCAAAUGGCAGCUGAAGCUAUAGAAGCCUUGUGUUAUGGCGAAGGGAUUUCCAAUUGUGAUGCUAGUGAUGACUAUCAAGAUGCUCAAGGAAAUCAGAGUUCUCCUGAAAGUUCGAUGGGAGAAAAAUCAAAGAAUAGAACUUGUUCAACGAAACAGUCUUCUCGAAAAAGAGGGCGUUUUACUGAUGCAGGGGUUUCCCGAGAAACUCAACAAGCAAAGAAAAUGAGGGUUGGUGGCAGAUCAAGUAAACAUUCUUCAGUUUCACCUCUGGAAUAUUCUAAGAAUACCAGGAAGGAGUGUGAAACAAAGGUGGUGAUGGCAAAAUCAAAGAAGGGGAAGUCCAAUGCUAUAAAGCUUCUUAACAUCAUUGGGAACAGAAACAUGGAGAAAAUGCCUUCUGUUGCUAUUGACCUAAGAACAGAAGGAUCUAUAAAAAAGCAUUUACGACAGGAUGUUGGUACGUUUACGCCGAUUGCACGUCGAACUAGACGGUCUAUGGUGGUAAAUCAGUUAAAGAAAGCUGACGAUGCAUCCAGUGAUUGUGGAGAAGAGUCAAGCUCUCAAACAGAGGAUGUUGCAACUAGAGAAAAAAUAAUUAGUUUUACAGGUGUUCCGGUGGCUAAUGCGUUGAAUGCAAAAUCUUCAAAAUCGGGUCCCAAUCGAUCCGGAGAAGUUGGAAAUCAUAAACCAAGCCAACAUCAUGGUUCAGAUCUCAAGUUUGAAGCUAUUUGCAAUGGCAUCAAAUUGGAUGCUUUAAGCUUCCCCAAAGGAAAAAGAUCUAGGAGAAAGUUAUCUGAUCAGGUUUAUGGGCCUGAUAACUUAAAUGAUCCACCGACCCCAUCUGUUCAGCCAGACAAAGUUGGACAACGUGUCACUAGGCACACAAGACCGCAGGGUGCUGCUCAAAGCAUUUUUGUUGAUGUAAAGUCAACAAGAAGAACCCGAUCGGCUACACGUGGUGACAAGAAUUGUGCUAGAAAAUUUGCACGUCGAAGUUUAAAAACUGAUCCUUGGAAAGCUCCUCUUCAUUGUAAUUCUUCUCAUAAGGAUGGGAUAAUGAUAUCAGAGAUUACAACUGGUGGAGAGGCAGUUGGAAUUCUUGACAGGGCGAGUGAUGCAAAUCCGUCUUCUGCUACAAAAAUGAGGGAUGAAUCCCCGCUAGGGAAAUGCAAACCACUGGAUUCAGCUUGUGCUACUCCAGUUAACAGUAAGGUGCCUGUCAAUGAUGCAUCUCCAGUUUGUAUGGGUAAUGAAUAUUUCAAACAGUCAUGCAAGAAUACCCCUUCAAGGCCAAGUCUUUUGAAAGAAAUCCGUGACUUAAGUGCAAAUGGGCAUACACCAACUUCAGCAUCAAAGGAUUUAAGGAAGAGGAGAGAUAUGACAGAAGUUCGAGUAUUGUAUAGCCACCACUUGGAUGACUAUGUAAUUAAGCAUCAGAAAAAGAUUUUGGCCCGACUAGGAGUUUCUGUAGCAUCCUCUAUGACAGAUGCCACACACUUCAUAGCAGAUCAAUUUGUGCGUACGAGGAAUAUGUUAGAAGCUAUUGCUGCUGGAAAACCAGUGGUGACGCAUUUAUGGCUCGAUAGCUGUGGACAAGCUAGUUGUUUCAUCGAUGAGAAAAACUAUAUACUAAGGGAUACCAAGAAGGAGAAGGAGUUUGGCUUUAACAUGCCGACUUCGUUGGUACGUGCGUGCCAGCAUCCACUUCUGGAGGGUCGUAAAGUCUUCAUCACCCCAACUACGAAGCCUGGUAAAGAAAUAAUUUCAAGUCUGGUCAAAGCAGUCCAUGGCCAGGCUAUAGAAAGAAUUGGUAGAUCUGUUUUGGAGGCUGAUAAAAUUCCAGAUGAUCUGUUGGUUCUAUCUUGUGAAGAAGAUUAUGAAAUUUGUGUGCCUAUACUCGAAAAAGGAGCUACAGUUUACAGCUCAGAGUUGCUAUUGAAUGGGAUUGUUACUCAGAAGCUGGAGUUUGAAAGGCAUUGCCUCUUCACGGAUCAAGUUAAGAAAACCCGUUCGACCAUAUGGCUAAGGAAAGAUGGCAGUAAGUUCCUCCCUGUGACAAAAAAUAAAUAAGGUCAAUUAUAUUUGUCCAUCUUUUUUUUUUUUUUUUCAAAUAUCUUUCUUCCUUUAUACGGUUAGGCAUUACUAAUUGAGUUUUCUUUUUUAUAUCUUCCCUGUAAGUAUCUCCAUGUUGUAUAUAACCGUACUACUUGCAAAUAUAUGAGAAGGUUUCUUUGUUCUCCCUUUUUUAC
Malus domestica (apple) is the source of this 4283-nucleotide messenger RNA. RefSeq lists its product as uncharacterized. Lineage: Eukaryota; Viridiplantae; Streptophyta; Magnoliopsida; Rosales; Rosaceae. The record is from RefSeq and is a predicted model, not a curated record.